UAUGGUAUUCUGUGGUUUUCAUGGUAAUUUGUAAUUGUUAUCUAUAAUGUAAUGAUUUUCAGAAAUGCCCAAUUAGUUUUUAAAAUUAUGUGUUAUAAAUGUUUCAUAUCUAACAAAUGAAUGAUAAUCAUUGCCAUAAAAAGAUGAUACAGUAGUGUUACAAUCUUUGGUUGUUGAAGAUCACCUUUAAAACUACUUCAUUUAUGAAUUCUCGGCAUACAAGGGUUUGAUAAUCAAAAAUUUUCAAAAUGCCAAGUGUUAAGGUUGGAAUAAUAGGCGGUUCAGGACUGGAUGAUCCGGAUAUUUUGAAGAACAGACAAGAAAAGAAAGUAUGCACUCCUUUUGGAACACUUUCAGAUGCACUGAUACUAGGAGAAAUAGAUAAAGUGGAAUGUGUACUUUUAGCCCGACAUGGUAGGAAACAUGAUAUUAUGCCAGGAAAUAUCAACUACAGGGCAAAUGUAUGGGCACUGAAAGAGGAAGGUUGCACUCACAUUCUUGCUACAACUGCAACAGGUUCAUUACAAGAAUAUAUCAAACCAGGUGAUGUCGUCAUUUUAGAUAACUUUGUUGAUAGGACAUCCAAUCGCAAGCAAACAUUUUAUGAUGGAGAACCUAACCACCCAAUUGGAGUAUGCCAUUUACCCAUGGAACCACCCUUCUGUAAAAGAACACGAGAAGUGAUAAUCCAAGUGGCAGAAGAACUUGGUAUUUCUGUACACAAAACAGGAACAGUUGUUGCUAUCGAGGGACCCAGGUUCUCAACCAAAGCUGAAAGCAUGAUUUAUCGGUCUUGGGCAUGUGAUGUUAUUAAUAUGACAUCUGUACCUGAAGUUGUCCUAGCUAAAGAAGCAGGCAUCUGUUACGCAUCAAUAGCAUUAGCUACCGACUAUGAUUGCUGGAGGGAAACGGGGGAGAAAGUGACUGUAUCUGAUGUACUGAAGAUGUUUAAGCAGAAUGUUACUAAGGUCACUAAUAUCGUUACAUCUGCUGUAAAAAAAAUUGGUCAACAAAAUUGGGAUAGUACCCUAUGCGAAUUAGCUGAUACUGUCCAGAGUAGUGUUAUGUUACCACAUUAACACGCAAAUAAAUAAUACUAUAAAAUAUCUAGAUAUUUUUUUUUACAAUUGAUUAUAAAAUUUUGUAGAGAAAUGUAGGUUUUUAUGGGUGGUGGAAUAUGUUAUUUUUCUGGGUGUUCAGUUGUGUUUUUCCAAGGUUAACAGGAGCAGCAACAAGGCUUGAUAAUGCUAUCUGUGAUGGUAAAUAUGUAUGUAUGUAAAUCACGUAACUUACUGUAUAAUAAAAUGGUAAAUAUCUCAAAUA
Molecule: messenger RNA, 1323 nt
Organism: Leptinotarsa decemlineata (Colorado potato beetle)
Lineage: Eukaryota; Metazoa; Arthropoda; Insecta; Coleoptera; Chrysomelidae
Product: S-methyl-5'-thioadenosine phosphorylase
Biological process (GO): nucleoside metabolic process
Cellular component (GO): cytosol
Molecular function (GO): S-methyl-5-thioadenosine phosphorylase activity
Source: RefSeq, a predicted model, not a curated record